Messenger RNA from Micromonas pusilla CCMP1545, 1065 nucleotides. Its product is annotated as mitochondrial carrier family. NCBI's taxonomy places the organism in Eukaryota, Viridiplantae, Chlorophyta, Mamiellophyceae, Mamiellales, Mamiellaceae. Gene Ontology annotation, molecular function: transmembrane transporter activity. Gene Ontology annotation, biological process: transmembrane transport. Gene Ontology annotation, cellular component: mitochondrion. The record is from RefSeq and is a predicted model, not a curated record. The coding region runs from base 34 to 1065 and encodes 343 amino acids. The transcript has 2 exons.
CGAGCGGGAGGAGGUCCCCGCGAGCACGCCGCCAUGCCCGGGGUGGACAAGGAGAGCGCUCCGGCGUGGGCGCACGCGGUCGCGGGCCAAAUAGCUGGGAUGGUCGGCCUGACCGUCGUGCACCCCAUAGACACGGUGAAGAGCCGGGUGCAGACGAACGCGGGGACGUCCGCGAUGGGCGUCGCCUCGUCGCUCGUUCGAAGAGACGGACCGCUCGCGCUGUACCGAGGCAUAGGCGCGCCGAUGGUCGCGUACGGCGUCAUCAACGCCGUCGCGUUCUCGACGAACACGACGGUGUUGAGGUACCUGCGCGAGGGAGGAGGAGGGGGCGGCGGCGGCGGCAGCCCCGGCCCCGGCGCCGGCGCCGGCGGAGGACGGGGAGGAAACGCGGUCGCGGAGACGAAGGCGUUGGUGUCGAACCCGUGGAUCGCGGGCCUGAUCGCCGGCGGCGCCGCGGGGCUGACGAGCUCGUUCGUCAGAGGUCCCGCGGAGAGGGUGAAGACCGUGCAGCAAGUCGCGGAGUCGAGCUGCGGGACCGGGAAGGUCCCCGAGAAGUUCCGAGGGACGAUGCGCACGGCGGCGACGUUGGCGCGAGAGCACGGCGCGUGGAGAGGGCUAUUCACCGGCACGGGCGCGACGAUCGCGCGAGAGGUCCCGCAGUGCGCGGUGUACUUUUUGACGUACGACUCCAUACGACGCGCGUGCGACACCGCGGUCGGCGCGGAGUACGAGACCGCAGGGAUCGUCCUCGCCGGAGGGAUGGCCGGGGUGACGCAAUGGACGCUGACGUACCCGCUGGACGUCGUGAAGUCGAGGAUACAAGCUUUCCCGCCGGGGACGUACGGCGGGAUGGCAGACUGCGCGAUGCAGAGCCUGAGAGCGGAGGGGGCGCUCGUUUUCUUCCGCGGGAUCGAGACCGCGUUGUUGCGGGCGUUUCCGCUGCACGCGUCGAUAUUUUUGACGUGCGAGACGAUACACGCCGCGCUCGCGUGGGUUCGCGAGGAAGAGAGAAAGGAGCGCGCGUGGUCGGAGAAGAACGAGGGAACGGGGGGUAACGAUAGAUAA